Messenger RNA from Microthlaspi erraticum, 324 nucleotides. NCBI's taxonomy places the organism in Eukaryota, Viridiplantae, Streptophyta, Magnoliopsida, Brassicales, Brassicaceae. The record is from the annotation of a GenBank genome assembly.
AUGAAGCUCAUGACAACAAUCGCCACUUGCUUAGUACUUUGGUCCUUGAUGUUACUAUCAUUUUCGAACAUCUUCAACAACCAGCUUCAUGAUGCUGAAACCAACGGUUCAAAGAAGUUUGGAAAACCAAGGGAUAAACUGCGAGGAGGUCGUCUCACUUCAGACUUUGAUGAAGAAUCUUGUUUGAGUAGGUAUCAGUCUUCCUUGUAUCGCAAGCCAUCACCAUUCAAGCCAUCUGGAUAUCUUGUUUCUAAGCUUAGGAGCUACGAGAUGAUUCACAAGCGUUGCGGUCCAGGAACAGAUGCUUACAAGAGAUCUACAUAG